AUGGCCAGCAACAACCACACUGGGGUCAACCACAUAGUCUUCUAUCUGCUGGGCAUUCCAGGAAGAGAAGACCUACAUAUGUGGCUUUCCAUACCCCUGUGCAUCUCCUAUGUCCUUGCUCUCCUUGGGAAUGGUUUGUUGAUCUUCAUUAUCCUGACAAAAAGCAGCCUCCAUGAACCCAUGUAUCUUUUUCUCUGUAUGCUGGCUGGAAUUGACAUUGCUUUUGCCACCACCACAGAACCCAAGGCGUUGGCCAUAUUCUGGUGCAAUGAUAGGGAAAUUUCUCUUAAUGGUUGCAUUGCUCAGCUCUACUUCCAGCAUUCCUUCUUUAUUUCUGAGUCAGGCAUCUUGCUGAUGAUGGCAUUUGACCGCUAUGUUGCAAUUUGCUACCCACUAAGAUACACUGUGAUACUUACUCAUGCCCUGACUAGUAAAAUUGGUGUGGCUGUUUUCUUGAGGGCACACUGUACCAUUUUCCCCAUCAUCUUUCUUCUAAAAAGGUUGACGUUUUGCAGAAAUAACAUCCUCCCACAUACAUUCUGUGAACAUAUUGGCUUGGCAAAGUAUGCUUGCUACGACAUCCGAGUAAACACCUGGUAUGGCUUUUUUGUCUUAAUGUCAACAGUGAUAUUAGAUAUUGUCUUCAUUUUCGUUUCCUAUGUUCUGAUUCUCCGUGCUGUUUACCACAUACCUUCUCAAGAUGCUCGUCACAAAGCCCUCAAUACCUGUGGUUCCCAUGUCUGUGUCAUCCUCCUCUUUUAUGGGCCUGGGAUCUUUUCUGUUCUCACUCAGCGCUUUGGAAGAUACAUUCCUCUGCAUGUCCAUAUCCUGCUGGCCAACGUCAGCAUGUUGGCUCCACCUAUGCUAAAUCCCAUCAUUUAUGGGGUCAAAACAAAACAGAUUAGAGAGCAAGUGGUUUAUGUCUUAUUUCCAAAGCAUAGAUGA
Messenger RNA from Nannospalax galili (Upper Galilee mountains blind mole rat), 945 nucleotides. Its product is annotated as olfactory receptor 52B4-like. Gene Ontology annotation, cellular component: membrane. Gene Ontology annotation, biological process: G protein-coupled receptor signaling pathway. The record is from RefSeq and is a predicted model, not a curated record. The transcript has a single exon. The coding region runs from base 1 to 945 and encodes 314 amino acids. Gene Ontology annotation, molecular function: olfactory receptor activity; G protein-coupled receptor activity. NCBI's taxonomy places the organism in Eukaryota, Metazoa, Chordata, Mammalia, Rodentia, Spalacidae.